AUGCCUAUCUCCAAGAUCCACGCCCGCUCUGUCUACGACUCUCGUGGAAACCCCACUGUUGAGGUGGACGUUGUCACUGAGACUGGUCUUCACCGCGCCAUUGUUCCUUCUGGAGCCUCUACCGGUCAGCACGAGGCUCACGAGCUCCGUGAUGGCGACAAGUCUAAGUGGCUCGGAAAGGGUGUCCUGACUGCCGUUAAGAACGUCAACGAAGUCAUCGCUCCUGCCGUCAUCAAGGAGAACAUCGACGUCAAGGAGCAGUCCAAGGUUGACGCGUUCCUCAACCAGCUCGACGGAACUGCCAACAAGAAGAACCUUGGUGCCAACGCCAUCCUCGGUGUCAGUUUGGCCAUUGCCAAGGCUGGUGCUGCUGAGAAGGGUGUCCCUCUUUAUGCUCACAUCUCCGACUUGGCUGGAACCAAGAAGCCCUACGUCCUCCCCGUUCCUUUCCAGAACGUCCUGAACGGUGGUUCCCACGCUGGUGGCCGCCUGGCCUUCCAGGAAUUCAUGAUUGUUCCCGACACUGCUUCCUCGUUCUCUGAGGGUCUCCGCCAGGGUGCUGAAGUCUACCACAAGCUCAAGGCUCUGGCCAAGAAGAAGUAUGGCCAGUCCGCCGGUAAUGUCGGUGACGAGGGUGGUGUUGCUCCCGAUAUCCAGACCGCAGAGGAGGCUCUUGACCUCAUCACCGAGGCCAUUGAGCAGGCUGGCUACACCGGCAAGAUCCACAUCGCCAUGGAUGUUGCCUCUAGCGAGUUCUACAAGGCCGAGGAGAAGAAGUACGACCUGGACUUCAAGAACCCCGACAGCGACCCCUCCAAGUGGCUCACCUACGAGCAACUUGCCGACCUCUACAAGUCCCUCGCCUCCAAGUACCCCAUUGUCAGUAUCGAGGACCCCUUCGCUGAGGAUGACUGGGAGGCCUGGAGCUACUUCUACAAGACCUCCGACUUCCAGAUCGUUGGUGAUGACUUGACUGUCACCAACCCCCUCCGCAUCAAGAAGGCCAUCGAGCUCAAGUCAUGCAACGCGCUCCUCCUUAAGGUCAACCAGAUCGGUACUCUCACCGAGUCCAUCCAGGCCGCUAAGGACUCCUAUGCCGACAACUGGGGUGUCAUGGUGUCCCACCGCUCCGGUGAGACCGAGGACGUCACCAUUGCCGAUAUCUCCGUGGGUCUGCGCUCCGGACAGAUCAAGACUGGUGCUCCCGCCCGGUCUGAGCGUCUGGCCAAGCUUAACCAGAUCCUUCGCAUUGAGGAGGAGCUUGGCGAGAACGCCAUCUACGCUGGCGAGAAGUUCCGCAACUCCGUCAACCUGUAA
Molecule: messenger RNA, 1317 nt
Organism: Aspergillus puulaauensis
Lineage: Eukaryota; Fungi; Ascomycota; Eurotiomycetes; Eurotiales; Aspergillaceae
Gene: aspf22
Product: enolase acuN
Exons: 5
Coding region: 1-1317 (438 amino acids)
Biological process (GO): glycolytic process
Cellular component (GO): phosphopyruvate hydratase complex
Molecular function (GO): magnesium ion binding; phosphopyruvate hydratase activity
Source: RefSeq, a predicted model, not a curated record